This is a messenger RNA of Folsomia candida, 1774 nucleotides long. RefSeq lists its product as uncharacterized. Bases 867 to 1655 code for a protein of 262 amino acids. The transcript has 8 exons. The record is from RefSeq and is a predicted model, not a curated record. NCBI's taxonomy places the organism in Eukaryota, Metazoa, Arthropoda, Collembola, Entomobryomorpha, Isotomidae.
UAAUUAAAUUUAAAUAUAUAAGCGAUGCAAAUUUUCUUAUGAUAAGCCGGGGUCACAAUCUUCAUGGUUCAGUGGGUCCCUCAUAAGUGAAUCGGAACUAGCAGAUCGUGGACUGAAUAUGCCACUUCAUCUGCUAAAGAAACCUAUCGAAAAUCGCACGCCAGCUCUAAUACCGAUUAAUAACGGCGACGCCAAUAAAGUUCUUCCAUCGCUGUCGACGCCAGAGAUUUUGGGGCCCUCGUUUGAAAAAACUACGACGGUUAAUGUCCCGAUCAAUUCUCAGACAAUUCAAAUUCUCCCGCAGGCUACUAAUUCGUUUGAACCGAUUACCGUUAAUCUCUACGAUUCAUAUUUUAUUGUAAAUCAGUCUGACACACAAGCAUCCGCUCAUACGUCCCCGAGUUUCGUACGUAAGCCGAGACAAAUCGUGGACCCUUCAAAGAAGUAUUACGCUUUUGAGCUGAGCAGUGUUCUUAACAUGAAUGAAGGCGUACGCAGACUGAUCGAACAAAAACUCUCGUCGUCGUUAAGAUCGUCAUUUAUUUUACGAGUCCAAGUAAGCAAGCCCUAGAACAGUUGGCAAGAGAUCUUGUUAAUAUUUAUCCUGCGCUUGGGGACCCUCGUCGGGCAGGGAAUAGCUGGGAGAUGUACUACUUUAAUUCGAAUCAAGGGUUCGGUCCGACUGGAUUUUUUGAUUAAAAAAUCAGCGCAAGAAGAAGGAUAAUUUAAAACAAUUAAAUUCAAUAAGUGAACCGGAUUUGGUAUCACAAGACUGGGAUUCAGAGAAUGAAGAUGAUAAUCCCGAACCAGAUGAGAAAGUAUUGGAAUUCUUGCGGCAGAAUAGAGGGACCGAAAUAAUUGAAACAAUGAAGUCAACAGUAUUCAUGCGCCGCACUGUGAUUCGAAAAUUUGGCGAAACUCUCGUAGGAUUCCGAAAAAUUCCGUCCAUUAUUCCGCGUCUAUUUGACAUGGAGGGAAUGAUUGUUCAGGAUUUCAAUGCUCGCCAUCCCUUUUUGUCGCUUAUCGUGUACGAUAGGUGGCCAGCUGUGUCCAAGCUACUUUUACGCUAUGCAGAGGAAAGUGGAAUAGAUUACGGGAAAAAGCUGGGUGUAAAAAUUCCACGAUGUGACUUAUCUGACGAUCAUAUUGCUAUAAUUGCGUACAGCUUGCUCCCGUAUAUCCUUCCAUCGUGGGCAAGGAAAAUUGCAAGUUUUGACGAUUCUACUGUUCAAGAUGACUCGACCGAUUCUACUCCUCCAAAGCCUAAACGCAGUCGAAAAACCGUGAAAGCAUCGGAUUUGGAUUCUAGAAACAGUUUGAUUGUGUUUCGAUCGAAAAAUACUCACGUUGCUGACGUCUUAAAAGAAAACGUUAAUGCAGCUCCGCACAUUUUGGCCCUUGGAUCUACGUUCGAUCUCAAGAUUGAAGAUUACUUUGUAAUUAUAGAUAAAUAUGCAAUUCCCUGUGGAUCAAGUUUCUUAAUAGCUUUAGACACCUGUUUAAAAUCAUUUACCGUGUUUUAUCUCCCACCACCAGUGGAAUCUAAAAAUUUGUGGUUAUUUGUAAUUCAUGGUGUAGCUGGUAAACCAACUUCAAAUGUUAUUUUAACCCCUAUUGUUCAAGCCCUAAUUGGGCAGAUAAUGUCGCGUUUUUAAUAAUUUUGUGAACUAAUUUUACUAUUUAAUAUAGUUAUGGGUAGUUAAAAACAGAAAUAACUUUCAAUUGUUAGUCACACUUUUCUUACACCUGAUUAAAUACGGAGUUUUUAAUUGAA